This is a messenger RNA of Abrus precatorius (Indian licorice), 5402 nucleotides long. Its product is annotated as protein NUCLEAR FUSION DEFECTIVE 4-like. Gene Ontology annotation, cellular component: membrane. Gene Ontology annotation, molecular function: transmembrane transporter activity. The transcript has 2 exons. The record is from RefSeq and is a predicted model, not a curated record. Gene Ontology annotation, biological process: transmembrane transport. NCBI's taxonomy places the organism in Eukaryota, Viridiplantae, Streptophyta, Magnoliopsida, Fabales, Fabaceae. The coding region runs from base 126 to 1805 and encodes 559 amino acids.
UACGGCAUGUUUGGCAACAAUAUAAACUGAAUCAACAAAAUAAUUGGAAACGGAGCAUAAACAACACAACACGUCUCCUCUUAAUUGGGCGAAGGCAUUGCAUGAUUUAGAAGCGGAAGGGGGUGAUGGAGUGGGUGGCGAAUCGGUGGACGGGGGUGGCCGCAGCGAUAUGGAUCCAGUGGAGCUGCGGUGCAUCGUACACCUUCAGCAUCUACUCCCCUGUGCUCAAGUCCACGCAAGGCUACGAUCAAUCCACUCUCGACACCGUCUCUGUCUUCAAAGACAUUGGUGCCAACUUCGGCGUCCUCUCGGGGCUCCUUUACUCCGCCGUUACCCCUUACAACCCCCCUGCCGGCGUCCCCGGCUCGCCGUCUAAGUCUAAAUGGGCCUCUCUUGGUGGGCCCUGGGUGGUCGUCGCCGUUGGGGCCGUCCAGUGCUUUGUGGGCUUCAUCUUCAUAUGGGCCUCCGUCGUGGGCCUGAUUAGCCCGCCGCCUGUGCCCGUUAUGUGCUUUUUCGCGUGGCUCGCCUCUAACGGUCAGACCUUCUUGAACACCACGAAUGUCGUUACCGGUUUGCGCAAUUUUCCCCAGUAUAGCGGUACCAUCAUUGGCAUCAUGAAGGGCUUUCUUGGACUCAGUGGAGCUAUCCUGAUCCAAAUCUACCAUACCUUUUGUGAUGGGGACCCAACAACCUACCUUCUUAUGCUUGCUUGCUUGCCUGCAUUCAUAUGUUUAUUGCUUAUGUUUUUACUGAGAAUUUAUGAAGUGCACGGUGGUGAUUACAAGAAGCAUCUAGAUGGGUUCUCUGUGGUCACUGUGAUUAUUGUUGCUUAUCUCAUGUUCAUAAUAAUUUUACAGAACUUCAUUAGUUUGUCAUAUUGGGCACGGAUGUUCAUAUUUGUAAUCCUUAUCUUUCUGCUAGCGUCACCUUUUGGUAUUGCUACCAAAGCUCAUUGGGAGGAGUCGCGGAAAUUUGCACAAUCGGAUACCAUUGAGAGGGCUCCUUCAGCAAACAAGGCCACUUCCUCCAAAUAUUCUCCAUCAGGGGAUGAAGUGGAAUACCAAGAGCUACCUAGUGAAGAGGGGCAGAUACAGGUGACUUCAGAUGACACAUUGCCCCAUGAAGAAGAAAAGAACCUCUUGCUAGCUAUGUGUACAGUUGAAUUUUGGAUGUUGUUUGUGACCAUGAUAUCAGGGUUGGGCUCUGGGCUGGCAACAAUAAAUAAUAUGAGCCAAAUAGGGCAAUCUCUUGGCUAUAGUACUAUUGAGAUUAAUAAUAUGGUGUCACUGUGGAGUAUGUGGAAUUUUCUUGGCCGCUUUGGAGGUGGUCAUGUAUCGGAUUAUAUUAUGCACAGAAAAGGUUGGCCGAGGCCCCUGUUGAUGACUGCAACUCUGGGGACAAUGAUUAUUGGGCAUUUAAUUAUAGCUUCUGGUUUUCAUGGAAAUUUGUAUCUUGGUCCUGUCCUAGUGGGCAUCUGCUAUGGUGCACAUUGGUCCUUGAUGCCUACAAUCACUUCUGAGAUAUUUGGUGUAAAGCAUAUGGGUACCAUUUUCAACACUAUUGCAGCUGCGAGUCCAUUUGGAUCUUAUAUACUUUCUGUGAGAGUUGUGGGAUAUAUAUAUGACAUGCAAGCCGAUGAAGAUGAUAACACAUGCUUUGGAAUCCACUGUUUCAUGUCUUCGUUUUUUAUCCUAGCAGGUGUGGCUUUUCUUGCAUUUUUGGUUGGUCUGGCAUUAUACUUCCGGACCCGAAGGUUCUAUAAGAUAGUUGUGCUUAGAAGAUUAAAACAUUAUGCAAGAAGAUGAAGAUUAUAUUUACGAGCAUUUCAACACAAGGUAAAGGCUGAGGAAACCAGUGUUGUUUUCUCUGUUUUGUUUGGCAUAAAUAUAAUUAAUGCAAUAUUCUAGAGUUUAUCUAUGCAGCUAAUUUGAAUUAUGCAUUUUACUUGCUGUGUAUAUACAGAAUAAUCAAAUAAAUGUAAUCUACUGUUCAUUCAAUUGUCAUCACCGUUGUCUUAGAUUGUGAGCAUAGCUUCCCACUUUUCAGAAGCCAUUUCUUUUCUACAGUUAUUUAUUCAUUUCCUUCCCAAUUGGUUGGUGAUAGAAAAAGAGAGUGGGUUGGAAAAUGUUGGGCCAAGGUAAAUAAUGUAUUUACAAGGGAGCAAUAAGAAUGGUGCUCGGGGUAAAGAGGAAACAACAGUGUGAGUGUGUAAAAGAAUUUACCCUUGGCAGCAAGGUAUUGGAGAGGAGAACUGUGCAAUGAUGGGUGAGUAAAGGAAACAUUGAAUGUAGAAGCAGUGGGAAAUAGCGAAAGGGCAUAACAUGAAUGUAGAAUCUUCAUUCUAGAUGGUGGCCUAGAACUGGGAAAGCAGGCUCUUUAUAUCAAUUUUGAUUGUUAUCCCUUAUUUCUGCAUUUUUUAUAUUUCUUCUAUUUUAGUUUGUGUUUCCUUUUGUUGAGAAUUACCUUUUACCUUGCAAAGGAGAUUUCCUCCUUGAUUUCUAUUAUAUUAUCAAUAUUAAUACUUGCACCUAUCAAGUUAGUAUCAAAGAUUUCAAUCCUGGGGAGCCUCUAGAUGGUAUUGGCACACUUGGAGGGAAGCUUGGAAACUAUUGAGUGGAGGAUGGACUGAAUUCCUGACCUGUCGAGGUGCAAAGUGAGGAAAGGGUGUAACAUUUUAAAUAGUACUCAAUCAAUCAGAUAUAUAGGUGAAGCAUGUGGCGAAGACGGUGGUUUGUUUGGAAAGAAGGUUAUUGAAUUGGUUCCCCUCCAGGUGUGAGAACUGCAAAUGCGUCAUGAUGAAGCUGGGGUUCCACCAUGAAGGGGAGGUUUCAGUUUGAUUUGUCAGACAGCAUAUGCGAUGUUAAUGGAAUUGUGAUACAGUAGGUCAAUCAUGGAGUAUCACAAGACAUAAGCAAUUUGAACUCCUUUCAGCUAAGUUGUGUUAUGCUGAUCAGGAUUGAAAUUGGAUGCUUGGUCGAUUACUUUGGUAUUUAACAUGGGUCAACAAAUAACAGGCCUGUUGAAAAGGAGGAAGAAAUUUCUGCUAUUAUGUUGUUGGUGGUUAUGAAGAAGAUUGAGAAGGGAGAUGAAAGUAGUGGUGGAGGUGAGGAUCUGUAUGGGGCAGAUCAGAACACCCAGAGAACAGAUCAUGGAUCUAAGUUGGAGAUGGUCUCUGUCCCAUGAUGCAGCAUGUCUGUAUGGGUGAAGAUGUGCGAGUUGUCCAGUUCUGGGUUGAUAGAAGUAUUGAGUUCUGGUCACUUGCUUAGUUAGGCCAACAAACAUGAGAAGCAAGGAUGUUGGUAAGAAUGAGUCGCCAGAAACAGGUGGCAGCAGAGGGAUCAAUGGACACUGCAAAGGUGUGGGGCUUAGUGUCCAGAAGGCCAAUGGCUUAGGAAGCGGUGGACGUGUGUUGUGGGAGAGGUGGUCAAAGUUGUGAUGGGUGUUGAACGUUCACAUCUUCAGCCUUGAAAGCACAAAGCAGAAAAGUGAAGCAGCUGCAUAAGUUGUGGGGAAGCAAAUGGUUUCACACUUUCACCCAGAUGUGCAUUUCCCAGAGGGAGAAGAUGGAUGUGUCAAUUGGGAUGCUUCUUGGAUCUUGAAGGCAGAUAGAGGAGGUGAACCUGCAGUUGUGUUUUGUAGAUCAUUUGAAAUGAGAUUCUGGUCUUACCUUCUUUUUAUCAUUAUUAUUUGUUAUCGUUCAUUUCUGGACAUGUUAUUUGCUUGUUAGUAUUAGUAUUCUCUACUUUCUUGAUUAAAGAUAGGAGAAAUACUUCCAUUCUAUUUUGUUAAAGAAUUACGCCAAAAUCACUCUGAAAGUUAAGAACUUGUACAAUUAAAUCACAUGAAGAGGUUUUUUCAUGUUGUUGUAGCAUGCUACUAUCUGUAUGUGAUGAAGUUUUUGAGCAGUGGAGUGUAAGGAGGAAGCACAAUACCAUGAUAAGUAUUCCUCACAAUUUAUGGUUGGUAAACUUUGGACGGUUGUCGGACAGAACAGGAAAUCUCAAACUGCAAGCUUUACAUAUUGGGGGAGGUAUUGAUUUGUUUCAGGUUUUUGUUUGUAUACUAGGUAAACUAGUUUGGAAGAGGUUGUUAAUUUUUUACUUUUUAUAAGUCAUGCAUUAUGAUGAUUAAUUUGCUUUGUAUUUCAUAUAUACCUUUGCUGCAACCUCGAGAAAUAUGCAAAUUGUGACAGUAGUUGGCAAAAUAACGAGGUACCUUUAUUGAGGUCUACCCUACCUCCCCAUUUGGAUGAUAUUACCUUGGGAAUUGUUUGGAAAGGGAGAGAGCAAAAUUUUUAUUUUAAUAAAUAUAUUUUAAUUUGAGAAUUUUUUAAAAUUAAAGAUUUCAAGUGAUAAAUUAGCAUAAAUAUAAUAUAUUAAUCAUUUAUUUAUUAUCAUAGAUUUAAAAAUAACUCUAGUUAUGAAAAUUAUUUAUAAAUUUAAUCAUAAUUUUAUUUUUUAAUUUAAAAAUAAAAAAAUUUCCUCCCAUCCUUUCCAAAAACUUCCUCUCUAACACCCCCUUAAUAGUAUCAACUCCUGUUAACCCUUUUAAACCUGCUGUUGGGUUUUAAAAUGAUUUUACUUAGUUGAGCGCCACAGACUAAAUCAAGCAUGCUUCUAUUUUUAAUGAGAUUUUGAUUUGAUCACAGUAUUGUUUUGUCAAUUAUUAUUUUUUCCAUACUAUCAUUAUCAAUGUAUUAAUUUGAUGCAUGAUUAGUAUUGCCUGCACAUAAAACUUUCUCAAAUAACUUGCCUGACGGAUUAGCACUCCCUGUUGUGUACGAUUCUUUCUUUCUUUCCCUUGAUUCUACAUUUUCUUAUGUUAGAUCGUGCACAAAAUUUGUUUGUAAUACAGUCUAUUAGAUAGAUAGAUAUAGAUAUAUUUCAAAUCACAAGUUUUCUAUUUCAGUAUAAUUAGCUCAGAUUAAAGUGCUGGGCAUGGAGAAAGCUAGGCGCCGUUGCUUUAUUGUUCAUCCUAAAAGUUUUACUUUAUACAAUGAAUGAUCCCAAUGCUAUCUUGCUUCCUUGAGAAUAUGUGAUUUGCUACAGGUGUUUUGCACUUGAUACCUUCUUUAAUCAGCCUGACUCCACGUCCCUCUGUUUCCUUUUUGUUUGCGGGAAGGUCUGUGCACACUUUCAAGUUCCUAAUAUGUACUACUGAUGACAUAUGUUUUGGACCCUAGUCUUAUAAUGCUUAUACUUUUUUCCAAACAAUUGUCAAAGAUUAUAUUAUUAAAAAUUCUCAUGUAUUACAUAUUGGUAAUGUAAUGUGUUUGAGACUGUAUUUUGGUGAAUAGUAGUGUUCCAUUUAAUAUAUAUUAGUUAUGCAUGUGUUGGUACAUAAUGCACUUUCUACAAUUUGAGUUUUUAAGGCUAUAGCAAAGAUUUUUGCUCUGAGUGAGA